Penicillium coprophilum is the source of this 1191-nucleotide messenger RNA. RefSeq names its product ABC transporter ATP-binding protein. The record is from RefSeq and is a predicted model, not a curated record. The coding region runs from base 1 to 1191 and encodes 396 amino acids. Gene Ontology annotation, biological process: transmembrane transport. NCBI's taxonomy places the organism in Eukaryota, Fungi, Ascomycota, Eurotiomycetes, Eurotiales, Aspergillaceae. Gene Ontology annotation, molecular function: ATP binding; ABC-type transporter activity; ATP hydrolysis activity. The transcript is spliced from 4 exons. Gene Ontology annotation, cellular component: membrane.
AUGGGUGUCGAUCUCGCUCAGGUCGGAAUCUCUACAUUUAACAUUGUCGGAAACCUGACGAUGGCUCUGGUGUAUAGCUGGAAGCUGGCACUGGUUUCUUUGGCUGGCGCGGGCCCGAUUGGGGUGUUCUCUAGCUAUAUCCGAUUUCGAUACGAGCUUCAAUUCGAGGAGAUGAAUGGUACGGUUUUUGCUGAAAGUUCUCAAUUUGCCUCGGAGGCCAUUGGAGCUUUUCGUACGGUGACUUCCUUAACCCUCGAGGACUCCAUAUCUGAUCGCUUUGAGACCUUGUGCCAAUGGUAUGUGACUUCUGCUUACAGGAAAGCUCGCUGGGUGAGCAUCAUCCUCGGAUUCUCUGAAAGCGAAUAUUGCAUCAGAACGUAUCCUACAAGCGAGGGUUCUAGCAUUGUUAGCCUUCCCGAAAAGCACGGCUUCCCAAUACAAGACGGUGGUGUUACAAUCGAGAUUUGGGACCUUAGCCUGAAGUACCCUGGUCGAAAGGUGCCCAUCUUGGACGGGCUGAACAUGCAAAUUGGAAAGGGGCAGUUUGCUGCUCUAGUAGGCGCAUCUGGAAGUGGAAAGACCAGUAUCAUAUCUCUGAUCGAGAGAUUCUUUGAGCCGGAAAAGGGCCAAAUACUGUUCAACGGGACGGAUAUUUCGGAUAUCAACAUGUAUGCGUGGGGGAUGCAUUUGUCUCUUGUGGCGCAAGAGCCUACUUUGUUCCAAGGCACAAUUCAGGACAACAUUCUCCUUGGUAUGGGCGAAGCCAGCGUCACAGACGAGCAAGUUCACGCUGCUUGCCAGGAAGCGUCAAUCCAUGACUUCAUCAUAUCUCUUCCCGAGGGCUAUGGUAACAAUAUCGGGUCGCGUGGCAUCACUCUUUCUGGAGGCCAAAAGCAGCGCCUCGCGAUUGCUAGGGCUUUAAUUCGUAAUCCCGGAGUUCUUCUUCUCGACGAAGCUACCAGCUCUCUCGACCCCGAGAGCGAGCGAUUGGUUCAAGUAUCCCUUGAACGUGCAGCUAGGGAGAGGACCAUGAUUGCAGUUGCACAUCGGCUGACCACCAGUCAAAACGCCGAUGUUAUAUUUGUACUGGGAGAAGGUGGCAACGUGCUGGAAAAGGGUAGUCACAUUGAGCUUCUGGGCCAAAGGGGCGUAUAUUAUCAAAUGUGCCAGAACCAGGCUCUUGACCAAUGA